Molecule: messenger RNA, 1017 nt
Organism: Amborella trichopoda
Lineage: Eukaryota; Viridiplantae; Streptophyta; Magnoliopsida; Amborellales; Amborellaceae
Product: Chaperone DnaJ-domain superfamily protein
Source: RefSeq, a predicted model, not a curated record
CCUCUCUAAUCGCCGCGGAAAACUCUGGAACCUUCUCGCGGUCGAGCUAAGGGCCAGAAGAUAUUUUUGUAUCGAACCCUAAUAAACUAAAACCGCCUUUGUUUAAUUAAAAAGUCAUUGCCAUUCUUCAUAAAACCGCCUGAAAUUGAACGGGUUUCAAGCCAUGGACCCGGGAAGAGGCGCCGGGAACUGCUAUUACAGAGUGCUCGGAAUCCCAAAGGGCGCCUCCGUUGCAGAGAUCCGCGGCGCGUACCGGAAACUGGCAAUGAAAUGGCAUCCGGAUAAGUGGGCAAAGAGUCCUUCUCAUGCCGGAGAGGCGAAUAGGAGGUUCCAAGAAAUCCAGGAGGCCUACACAGUUUUGUCUGAUGAAGUGAAGAGGGCGAUGUAUGAUGUAGGGGUAUACGAUCCAUUAGAAGAAGAAGACGAGGGAUUUUCGGAUUUUAUGCAAGAAUUGAUGUCCAUGAUGGACGGUGUGACCUCCCAGAAGAAUGAGAGCUUUGAGGAGUUGCAGAGAAUGUUCAUGGACAUGGUGGGUAGUGAAGGCGAGGUUACGAAGUGUUCUUCAGCCUCAAAAGGGCGCCAUAGCGACCGGGGGAAAAGAUCUGGAGUUUGGUAGCAUAGGGUGUUUGUUCACUAAUUUAGAGAGAGGAGACGUGUUUAGAUAGAGAAGACCUCAAUGAGAAGCCAUGGGGUUUUGAAGUACCAUGUUUCUUUUAUGGCCCUCUUGUAUUAAUAUUGCUCCAUUUUUUAGGGCUUACCCUAAAAGUGUAAAUAUGGGGAAAAGGAUUGAGAAGCCAUUGUUGGUUUGUUGGAAAGGGCAAGAUCCUUUUGCCAAUUCGAACCCGAAGGACUUCUUGUUGGGUUUCUUUCUCUUUCAUUUAUUCUUGGAUGUAGAGGAGUGGAAGCAUUUGAUUUUUGUCUGGUGUUUCUGUACUCUCCUAUCUCCUUGAAAUCUAACGAUGUGAAAGCCCUAAAAUUAUUUGUGGGGUUCGUAAUUUACCACUUCUCUAUUACUCA